Molecule: messenger RNA, 594 nt
Organism: Paramecium sonneborni
Lineage: Eukaryota; Ciliophora; Oligohymenophorea; Peniculida; Parameciidae
Source: the annotation of a GenBank genome assembly
AUGAAUUAGAAAAGCAAUAAGGUUUCUCCAGCUUAGAAAUCAAUAGGAUUUAGAUUUAAUUGUGCAAUAAAUUUAGAACUGCUUAAAAAAUCAACUAGAAUGGCUUUACUUAAAAUGAAAUAUUAAUUGCCUGAAUAAUCAGAUCGAAUUAAAAUGAGAAAAAGAAGCUUAAUCUUUGCAAAAAAUUAAUUAGAUUCAGAAAAGAAGCCAUCUCCAUCAAAAAGCAAAUUUUUAGAUACUAUAAAAACAAGAUGUAGUUCAAUAGCUGAUGAUAAUAAUUAAAUGCCAACAAAAUUAGUUUUCUAAAAAUACUCAAAACAAUUAGAUAAUAUUAAUUAUGGCAAUCCUAAAAUCUUUUAAUCGAUAACUUCUCAAAAAGAUUCUUGUGAGACUUUGAUUUUUCCUUUUUAAAGGUCCAUAUAUCCAUAAAGAAAAUUAGUAAGAAAAAAUAGAGCAGAAACUCAAUAUACAAUAAAUAGUUCAAUAAACUAACCUAGCCCUAAUAAUACAAAAAUUAAAGUAAAGUCACUUAUUGCAAUUUAAGAGAGAUUUGGAGCAACUGGAUGGGAAGUUGAACCAUCAGAUGAUAUUUGA